AUGCUUUCUGGUGUGCUUGCCGACGGCACGGAUCGAGCUAGUCGAGCAACCCUUUCUGGAUUAGCUCUAAUCAGCCAGUGCCGAUCGAUAGAGCAAAGCGCUGCAAAGAGUCAGCUUGAUUUCGGAGUUAGUAAACAAGUGGGUAUCCGGCUUGUUGUGUCAUGGAUGGUGGGAGACCUGUGCUCUAAUGCUAUUAAUACAUCCGGUGCCGAAAAAGAAAGGGAAAAUUGGACUGUGACUUAUCGCGAUUUGGAGGAUCAUUUACAGUGGAACUAUGUGGAAGCGAUCACCGCCAUCGGCCAACACAUUAUUGGCUCCUCUCCUUUCAGCUACACAAUCCGGAAUGCCGAAGUUCUCUGCUAA
Molecule: messenger RNA, 363 nt
Organism: Melampsora larici-populina 98AG31
Lineage: Eukaryota; Fungi; Basidiomycota; Pucciniomycetes; Pucciniales; Melampsoraceae
Exons: 3
Coding region: 1-363 (120 amino acids)
Source: RefSeq, a predicted model, not a curated record